GGCAUCUUGGCCCAGCGACCUCUCCUCUUUGGUACUUAUCUUGGAAAGGACUGAGAGCCAGGCUACAUCCCUACGCCCCACCUCCUCACCUUUCUCCUCCUCCUCCUCCUCCUCCUCCUCUCUCUCUCUCUCUCUGCUUCCAUUCCAUUUGAGCCGCUUUUCUGCUAUCUCCAUGGCAGAGGGAGACGAAGAUCAAACUAUUGAUCGUCCGAUCUUUGCAGUAGCAAAUGAUACUUCUCCAUUCUCAUGUCCGUUUCUCUUAGGAAACCCCCAUGAGCAUGGAGCAGAUGGCAGAGGUUUCCACCCACCCCGGCAACAGCUACCGCAACAAGAGACCGUGGAUCAGUCGAGUGAUCAUUGGAUAUCACGUCCCACCAGAGAUCAAGAUAUCGGGAAGACGAUCGAGUUGAAUUGGUGCAAAGAUGAAGAACGUCAUCAGUGGAUGUCUUCUGAGAUGCGGAUCAUGAAGAAGACGACGAGCUCGGAAGAUGGCACACCGAGGGGAUGCAGGCAAACCAAUUGCAGCAUCAAUCCUCCAGCUGAUAUUACCAGAGUCUGCUCCAUCUGCAAGACAACAAAAACUCCUCUGUGGAGAGGUGGCCCUCGCGGCCCCAAGUCCCUUUGUAAUGCUUGCGGGAUAAGACAGCGGAAGGCGCGACGGGCCAUGGAAGCUGCUGCCAGAGGCGGCGGCGGACUAAUCCGCAGUGAUGCUCCAACUAAGAUACGGAAAGAGAAGAAGCCAAACAUGCGUCGAAUUCUCCCAUUCAAGAAGCGGUGCAAGAUCACCACUGCAAGCACUUCUCAGAAGCAGCUCGGCGUGGAAGAUGUCGAGAUCGGUCUGAGUUCCAAUUCAGCGUUCUAUGAAGUGUUCCCGCAAGAUGAAAGGGAUGCAGCUACCUUGUUGAUGGCUCUCUCUUGUGGCCUAAUUCGAGGUUGAGCAUUGCUUUCCCUCUGGGAGAGCUACGUUGACUCUUGCACUCAUGGGCUAAUUAUUAGAUCGUGACAGUGUGAGCUCAUAGUAUGUUUCUGUCGUGUGAGGGAGGGUAAGAAGCGUUCGAGUGAGCUAGUAAACCGGUGAAGGCACUGUGUGAUCAAUUGAUCAUUAUUUUCACUGUCAUCAACCAUUUCUUGUGAUCGAACCUCGGUCUUUCUCCUGUUCCAAUGCACAUGCAUCAGAGAUAUCAGCUCUUC
This is a messenger RNA of Musa acuminata subsp. malaccensis (wild Malaysian banana), 1191 nucleotides long. Its product is annotated as protein CYTOKININ-RESPONSIVE GATA TRANSCRIPTION FACTOR 1-like. Lineage: Eukaryota; Viridiplantae; Streptophyta; Magnoliopsida; Zingiberales; Musaceae. Gene Ontology annotation, biological process: regulation of DNA-templated transcription. The record is from RefSeq and is a predicted model, not a curated record. Gene Ontology annotation, molecular function: sequence-specific DNA binding; zinc ion binding.